AUGCUAAUUUAUGGUGGACCAUAUGGAGACAACGACAGCAUUGUUGUAUGUGCUGGGACGGGGAACAAGCUGAGCACACUGUCGGACCUGGAGCAGCAGUAUCGCACCCUGAGGAAAUACUACGAGAACUGUGAAGUUGUAAUGGGAAACCUGGAGAUCACAAGCAUUGACCGCAGUCGGGACCUCACCUUCCUCAGAUCUAUCCGAGAAGUGACGGGCUACGUCCUGGUGGCUUUGAACCAGUUUGAUUACCUGCCUUUGGAAAACUUGAGGAUCAUUCGUGGAACCGAGCUGUACGAGGACCGCUACUCCCUUGCAAUCUUCCUCAAUUACAGGCGAGAUGGAAACUUUGGCCUGCGGCAGUUGGGUCUAAGAAACCUGACAGCUUGCUAUGAAUUAAUGGAUGCUUCAGUGCUAAAUUUGAUGCAUCGUAUGGACUACUGUAUCAGUUCUAACAGUGUCAUAUUUCUCUAUUCUGCAGAGAUUCUUAGUGGGGGUGUAUAUGUGGACCAGAACAAGUUCCUCUGCCAUGCAGACACAAUCCAUUGGCAAGAUAUCGUCAAGAAUCCUCGUCUCCAUCCUGUCGUGGUGCCCACCAACAGCAGUGUCACAUGUCAAAAGUGCCAUCGGUCCUGUAACGGCCGUUGCUGGGGCCCUAAGGAGGACCAGUGUCAAAGCUUAACUAAGACGGUGUGUGCUGAACAGUGUGACGGGCGCUGCUUCGGCCCCUAUGUUAGUGACUGCUGCCAUCGUGAGUGUGCAGGUGGCUGCUAUGGACCAAAGGACACGGACUGUUUUGCCUGCACCAACUUCAACGACAGUGGGGCAUGUGUUACCCAGUGCCCCCAGCCAUUUGUCUACAACCCAACGACUUUCCAACUGGAACACAACCCUGCGGCAAAGUACACCUAUGGAGCUUUUUGUGUCAAGAAGUGUCCACAUAACUUUGUGGUGGACCAUAGCUCCUGUGUCAGGGCUUGUCCUAGUAACAAAAUGGAGGUGGAGGAGAACCGUGUUAAGAUGUGCAUCCCAUGUACUGACAUCUGCCCGAAGGCAUGUGAUGGAAUAGGUACAGCCAGCCUGCAGGCAGCUCAGACUGUGGAUUCCAACAACAUUGACAAGUUUGUCAACUGCACCAAAAUCAAUGGAAACCUGGUGUUUCUGAUCACUGGAAUAAAAGGAGACGUCUAUCACAACAUUGAAGCUUUGGACCCAGAAAAACUAAACGUAUUCCGCACCGUCCGUGAGAUUACUGGGUACCUUAACAUCCAGUCUUGGCCAGACAACAUGACUGACUUGAAUGUUUUCUCCAACCUGGCAACUAUUGGGGGACGAGCGCUCUACAGUGGGAUUUCGCUGCUGGUGUUAAAGCAGCAGGGCAUCUCAUCACUGCAGCUUCAGUCGUUAAGAGAGAUCAGUGCUGGGAACGUCCACAUUGCAGAGAACAGCCAGCUUUGCUAUUACAACACUGUCAACUGGACGAAAUUGUUCCGUGCUGUGAACCAAAAGGUCCUGAUCCGUAACAACCGAAGCCCAUCGGAGUGCUCCAGGGAGCGUCUGGUUUGCGACCCGCUGUGUUCAGACGCUGGAUGUUGGGGUCCCGGCCCAGACCAGUGCCUGUCCUGCCGAUAUUUCAGUCGUGGGAGAACCUGUGUGGAUUCUUGCAACCUUUAUGAAGGGGAUAUCCGAGAGUAUGCCAAUGGGUCAGUGUGCGUGGAAUGUGAUGCCCAGUGUGAGCGAGCAGAUGAUGAUUCUUUGACCUGUCAUGGGCCGGUGUAUUGGGCCAAGACUCCAAGAUUGCAUUGGCUGGAUGGACAGGUAUUAUAAACUCCUUUAAUUGCAGCUGGAGUGAUUGGCUGCCUCUUCAUGGUUGUGAUCCUCAUACUGAGCAUUGCCGUUUCUGUGCGCCGGAAGAACAUUAAAAAGAAGAGGGCCCUUCGUCGCUUCCUGGAAACAGAGGUAAGUGGUAAAGCAGAUGGAUGGAAACAUGAGUUUGUGUACAUUGCACAAAGAGGUAAUGAAAUGCAGCCGACCAUGAACCAGUUUAGCUGCCAGGAUCCCAGUAUCAGCAUUGAAGACAUGUUGGCCUCCCUCCCCAGAGUGGUUUCACCCGUCUCUGGAAGCGGUCUCCCUCCACAGGAACUUGCCUCAGGGGGGCAGAUUGGUGUUGGUUUUGGCCGUGGCAGCCAGGAUGACCAGCGCUGCAAUGGCACUCUAAGGAAGCAGGUCUCUCCGAGGUCCAGCACCCUUGGAGUGGGUUCAAUUCUCACAGUGGGACAAGGGGCUGCUGCAGCCCCCAAAAGCCAGGGCGCCCAUGGUGAUGAUGAGUACAUCAACGAGCCGCUGUACCUGAAUACAUUCCUCAACCCCGGGGACAAAAAUGGGUUGGCUGGAGCUAUUUCCAUUUCUGCCUCUACGUCCUCUGCCGCCCAAUCAGUCCUGCAGACAGCCAACCCAUCAACAACCAGCCACAACGUUUCCUCCUCCGGAUACGUGCUAACCCCGGGGCACCUUCCCCACCCAUCAUAUCCAUCACACACCUUGCAUCCGGGCCAUUCGGGACACGCUCUACACUCAGGCAUCACCAGCAGCACUAUCAUGUUCGAUAAGAAAGGCAAGAAAGCCACUUUUGACAAUCCCGAGUACUGGCAGCACAGUCUCCCUCCAAAGUCCUCACUGCACAACCCAGAGUACCUGCAGGACUGCAGCACACGCUUCUUCUAUCGACAGAAUGGACGCAUUCGCCCUGCCGUGGCAGAAAACCAGGAGUACUUGUCUGAGGCUGCUAUGAAAGCUGGAAAUGUAUUGCCACCCCCUCCAUACCGGCAGAGAAACACGGUGGUGUGA
Menidia menidia (Atlantic silverside) is the source of this 2847-nucleotide messenger RNA. The record is from the annotation of a GenBank genome assembly. NCBI's taxonomy places the organism in Eukaryota, Metazoa, Chordata, Actinopteri, Atheriniformes, Atherinopsidae.